AGUAUAUCUGGCCAUCCAUAAGUGACAAGGUUUUUUAAAGUCAAGAAAAUGUACAUCUUUCUACUAGCUUCACUUACCAUUGCUAUGGUUGUAGCUUCUCAAACAGGGACGAAAGAAGAACAGGUCUUACGCGCGGUAGUUGAAGGGGUUAAUACCAUCCAAUCGCAAAAGUGUCUUGAAACCAAAUUAGAAAAUUGCUCAACAGAAUUUACUGCCGCAAAAGAUGAAAAAACCGACCUUAAUAUACAAUGCGGGUUAGCCAACACGUAUUUAACAUGUCUGAAGAAUCAACAUUGCAUUAUCAAUGAAGAAAUCAAACCAUGCGCUACAACAAGAAAGAAACGACAGGCAGAUGACUCACAAGUAGUUAAGAAAAACGCUGUGGAUGCAAUACUCGCCUUAACAUGUAAGACAGAGGCUUGCACAUUCAACAAAACAAGCGUGAUGCUCUCGACAACAAAGGAACUGGUCUGCAAAAACAUGGAAACUUAUGGAGAAUGUUUGAAUAAUGCCUGCAAAGACAACGAAGAUUUGGCGAAAAAUAUAACACGCAUUAAUGCAAUCUGCAAUGGUUCAGGUCAUUUUCAAAUAACGUUCUUCGCAGUGUCCUUUGCAAGCUUGCUUCAUGCAUUUAUUCAAAACUAAGCUGAGACUUCUCUUUCGACUAACCUUACCGAAACUUGGAUUUUUCUUUAGAUUUGCUUUUUUUAAACUAAAAUACAAUUUAUUGUAUACGGUCGAUGACUCAGUAACUCAACCACCUAAACAAUUACUUAUUUUAUUUUAAAAAUGAUAACUACCUUUUAUUACAGCUUAAAAUCUCUGCAAAUUUUGGUUUAUCAAGCUGCAAUAAUUUUUUAACACACAAUAUGUGCGACAAAUAUUUAUUGUGUUGUUGGUUGAUACUGAAGAGCACCUAUACAGUAAUUUUUGUAUACAUUAGCAAAGCACAUGAUUCACUGUUGACCUGAAAUUAUUCAUAAUCCCAUCUAAUUUCUUGUAUAAUUAAAAUAGCAAAACUUUUCUUUAAACUGAAGUUUAUUUUUAUGAGUUUACACUACUUAGAAACACACUAACCAACUUAUAUGUACACACUAAAACUUACAAUUAGCAUUAUCUCUUUUAUAUACAGCUCGUUUCUAUCGAUAAUAUAGUAUCCAAUUAUGUAUUGUGUUUAAUAAACAAGAUAAACAAAUAUAGUUACAUGACAUUACACAAAAUAUUUUUUUAUAUUUUUACAUAUUAUCUACUUUAUUUAAUAGUGUUAAAUGAUGAAUAAAUAUCUGCAAUUUCA
Physella acuta is the source of this 1294-nucleotide messenger RNA. RefSeq lists its product as uncharacterized. The record is from RefSeq and is a predicted model, not a curated record. Lineage: Eukaryota; Metazoa; Mollusca; Gastropoda; Physidae.